GGAGACCCAGGCUCGAUGCUGAUGUUGUUGCUGGUGGCGGCUGUGACCCUGUGGCUCUGCCCGCUGGUCACCGCUCAGCCGCUCUGCCGCGCUCGCAGAGUGAGGACAGGAAAAGUAUUUCAUGUCAUGCAGGAUGUUCAAGGGGACCGCCUGUCUUUUUCAUCUACAACACCACGCUUGAUUACACAUCCUUGCGAGAAAAAUAUAGCGCUAUAUCUAGGAAAACAAGUUUUCUUCACGACAGAUAACUUUGAGACUAGUCUCCUUCCGUUUGCCAUCCCUACCUCAAUGCAGGUCGGCACACCAGAGGUGACAUCUGCACACUUCGCCGGUUCAUUAUUGCUGUUAGUGGUGGCUCAGAAAGUCUAUAUUUAUGAUUAUGAAAAUCAUUCCUGGAAUGUGACUUUCGGUAUAAGACACCCUGUUACACAUGUCUCCGGUGAUAACUGCUGUUACACUGAAACUCCGUUUCCUUUCAGGUAUAAGACACCCUGUACACAUAUCAGUAAUUUGGUUUUUGCAUAUUUUCGAGGAGAUCAGAUAUCUCAAACCUAUAUAUAUUAUUCAAAUACUGGGGGAUUCAUUUUUUGGAAGUAUCACGAUGACAGACAGGCAGAAAUCACCGGGUCUUUAGGUGGAAUCUUCCAGUUUUUCUCUUUGUCACAGGUUGGGAUGCUUGUGGUCGAUCAAGGGAAGGGCAUGUUCAAGUACUCAGACCACCCCCUGAACCGGAGUUUAGGGCUGUCGUUUGACUAUAACGGGACUCUCGACAUCCUCAUCGUCCCUGGCCAUAGAGGCAUCCUGCUGCUGUGGUUCGAGCACAGCCUGUUGUUUUCCCAUAAUGCAGGUCAGCUCGUCGACACCGUCCGGGUGAAAAAAGGAGACCAGACCUUGUUUUCUUCCAUGUUCGAAGCCAAUGUCACCAUCCACAACAUUGCCGUCAACGAAAACGAACUGGCAGUUAUAACUCGGGAGGACAAUUUGUAUUAUGGGAAUCUGGGUGUCCUGCCAAGUUCCGUAAUCAAAAUUGCAGACCAACACGUCUGGUCGGAGGCAGCGGCCCUCAUGUUCAGGAGCCCAGGGAUGGUGGAAAUACUGACCCCACUGCAGGACGCAGCCUUUCCAGCUUUUGAUUUCCAGAAGUGCCUUGUGAACAUCCAGGCGCUUCUCAUGGAUCCUGAAUUCCACAUUGGGAGGUGCACUAUAGAGUUUCUGACGGGAGAAUUUGUACACAGCAUGCAUAACAUCGACAUGAACAGCCAGCUGGAACUGACGGCUUUGCUGAUACCCCAGCCAGGUACAUCCCUGGUUCCCCUGGUAAUGGUGAGCAACCCCCACUCCCUGGGAUUCCAGGCCGCCUUCUAUGAGAGCGGUCACACGUUAGAUGGGAACACCAAGUACAAUCUGGAUAUUUACCUAAAACAGCAGCAGCACUGGGGCAGGACCGACCCCAACUUCACUUCCAGCUUAAAGAGAGCCACCAUAUCUACUUUAACUGUGGACAUAGCAAACAAGGAAAUUUCAUGUGUGGAUUUCAAGCCCCUGUCAACACUGAUUUCAGUCGGCUGUGACCUGGAUAAAAAGAUCGUCAUCCAGAACAAAAUUUCCGCCUGUUCCAAGGGCGUCCUGGAGGCUUUGACCUUACAAGACAAUUACAGCUUCAUCAUCGAGAAGCAAUUCUACGACCCCAGCUUCCAGGGGCAGCCGUCCUCCCAGGACCUGCGGGUGCCCUACUCCUACAAGCAACUGGGCUGUCCUCUCCUCGUCUACUACGACACCCCAUGGAAGCCUGUGGUGGAGCUGUGGCGAAAAGAUACUUUCCAGGAGAUUGUUGAAGCCGAGUAUGUGUUACUGGAGGUGAAUGGGCAGUUCUCCUACAGGUAUUCCCUGACGGCCAAGACGGCGCUUUGCACCUCCCAGCCACAGAACUGGACCACCAUGAUAAAGGAAUUCGGGGCACCCUUUUUCUGGAACAGAGAGAACUACGUGAGCUGCCACGACCCCAACAGGAAUGCCACUUUGAGAUGGCCAGACGUCCAGUAUCAGAUCUUGGGUGGCCGUACAGCAAACCAGAUAAUUUUCAGCCACAACAACGGCAUCUAUGUCUUCUACAUUUCUAUUGUGGACCCAUACUACAGCUACUGUAAACUGGAAACACUCUUCAGCAUCUACGUGUACGGGGCGUUCCCGAUGCCGCUGGGGUUUGCCGGGAUCAUCAUCCUGCUGUUCAUCUCCAGCAUCCUGGGGUCCGUGUGGGUGGCCUACCUGACCCCCAAGCUGCUGCGCACAAGACGAGGCCACAGGAUCAGGAGGUUUGUGGUCCAGCUGUGUGGGAGAUGCAAGACGGCCUGCGGGUGUUUUCAGUGCAGUGCCUCAGCCACAGCCGGGGUGGGCACAGAGCCCCCAGGACAUCACCCCACUCCUCAGGGAGGCAGGGCUGAGCACUGAGGCUGGUCCACAGGGUCCCGACCCCUCGUCUUAUAAAUAAAGUUUAGUGUAACCCAGCAGGAA
Messenger RNA from Callithrix jacchus (white-tufted-ear marmoset), 2511 nucleotides. NCBI's taxonomy places the organism in Eukaryota, Metazoa, Chordata, Mammalia, Primates, Cebidae. The record is from RefSeq and is a predicted model, not a curated record.